CAGAAAAUACGUGACGGGGUGAAAAAACUCAUUACCCAGAAUGCAACGGAUACCAGCUCUAUUCUGAUCAAGGAUUUUGAUUGGUCUGCAAUGCUCUGUCGUCAGCGUCAACAACUUAAACACACAUAAGCCAGUUUUUGUAUGAUUAUAACUGUGCAAAUGGCGACACAGCAAGCCAGGCUUGUGAAAACUAUGUUGUAGACUUGUACGCCUCUUCUUUCAUUGACUAUGUCCCGCUCCAGGAUUUGAACGUAACGACGGGUUCUGUGCUUCAGUAUGAAUUUCUCAGAGGUCUUCAAGCAAUCCAACCAACUUUGCAAAGUUUCACCGGAUGGGAAAUUUUUAGCUACCUGUGUGCAGUACAGGCUGGUGGUACGGGAUGCGAAUACGCUGCAGAUUCUGCAGCUCUACACCUGUCUAGACCAGAUAUCUCACAUAGAAUGGUCGUCUGACUCUCAGUUCAUCCUGUGUGCGAUGUACAAGAGGGGAAUAGUACAGGUAUGGUCGCUGGAACAGCCCGACUGGCACUGCAAGAUUGACGAAGGCUCAAUUGGAUUGUUGGCUUCGCGCUGGAGUCCCGACGGACGUCAUAUUCUGAACACCACUGAGUUCCAUCUGAGAAUCACUGUGUGGUCUCUGUGCACCAAAGCUGUGUCCUACAUCAAGUAUCCCAAAGCUUGUCACAAGAGCAUUGAUUUCAGCAGAGAUGGCUGCUACAUGGCCUUGGCAGAACGGCGUGACUGCAAAGACUAUGUCUGUAUAUUUGUGUGUGAUGACUGGCACUUACUAAGGCAUUUUGAGACGGAGACACAAGACCUUGCAGGGCUGGAGUGGUCUCCAAAUGGCUGUGUUCUGGCUGUGUGGGACAGCUGUCUGGAGUACAAGGUGUUGCUGUAUUCUCUGGAUGGCCGCUUGUUGUCAACCUACAGCGCCUACGAGUGGUCACUGGGUGUCAAGUCUGUGGCCUGGAGCCCCAGCAGUCAGUUCCUGGCCAUUGGAAGCUAUGAUGAAAAAGUCCGCAUCCUUAACCACAUCACAUGGAAGAAGAUUUCACUUUUUGAACACCCCGCGACCAUCAACAACAGCAAAGUUGUUGUGUAUAAGGAAGUGAAGAAAAGGUCAUCAGCUGUUGGCAGUGAAGAUCUGUCUCGACACAGCAUAACAAUGGACUCAAAUCGUUUCAACACUGAGAGCAAAUAUGAGAUCCAUCCGCCACCAAUUCAAAUACCUGUGGUCAGACCGGACGCAGACAGAGCCAACCCCAAGAUCGGCGUCUCUUCGCUGGCCUUCAGUUCAGACAGCCGUUACUUAGCCACCAAAAAUGAUAACAUGUCCAGUGUUGUCUGGCUGUGGGACAUGCAGAAGUUGAGCCUUGAGGCUGUGCUGGAGCAGACAUCAGCUGUGCGUUGCUUCCAGUGGCACCCAAAACGCUCACAGCUGGCCUUAUGCACUGGCAACUCCAAAGUUUAUCUGUGGACUCCAGCAGGCUGCGUUUCGGUUAACGUCCCUGAUGAAGGUGGUUUCCAAGUCCAGUCCCUGACAUGGCACUGUGAUGGAGAUUCUCUCAUCCUGCUUGGGAAGGAGCAGCUGUGUUUGUGCUACAUGGACACAGGACCCGAGGACAAGUGAUGUCAGCAGACACAUGAUUUCAACAUAUUGACACAUGAACUGCAGACUGGUGGGAAGACUCAUUGAGAAAAAGAAGAUCCAGCACUCAGCGUCCACCCAUACAAAUUAUUUAAAGUAAAUCAUGCUACACGUUUGACUUCUGGGACUGCUAAGACUGAUCUUUCGCUUGCCUUUUAAUUCGAAGCAUUUGGAAUUUUGCCAUGGAAUUUUGUAUACUAUUUCAAAUAAA
Molecule: messenger RNA, 1858 nt
Organism: Doryrhamphus excisus (bluestripe pipefish)
Lineage: Eukaryota; Metazoa; Chordata; Actinopteri; Syngnathiformes; Syngnathidae
Gene: wrap73
Product: WD repeat containing, antisense to TP73
Biological process (GO): microtubule anchoring at mitotic spindle pole body
Cellular component (GO): microtubule organizing center; MWP complex
Molecular function (GO): protein binding
Source: RefSeq, a predicted model, not a curated record